AUGCAAUCCAGCUGCAUUCAUCAGCAUUCGCGUGGAACUGUUCACCGCAUUGCGACGAAUCUUUUUCUGGAGCCAGACAGACCUGUCAGUGAGCUCCUUCCAUACGACAUGGAUGACCAAACACUCUUCCGGGGCUCAGUGCCACAGGCUUCAGAUUGGCUCCGCCUGUCUCGGAUGAUUCAAGUCAUGGCUUGGGUCCUGCGGUCCCAGCGGUUGAAGCGGUUGAAGGCUGCGGCAAGUAUUUCCAUAUCAGUCGAUGAUCGAGCUGAAUUUCGUCUGGUUCGCUACAGGUGCAGCUAUGAUUCCCCAGAGUCCUUUGCUGCAGCAUGUUCAGAGGAGGAAAAGCUUGACCUGCCUUUUCUCAACUCUUCUUCCAAGUUGGAGGACUGGUGUGCACUCAAAGCCCCGGUUCAUGAUGGGGUGCUUGCAGUCAUUCGAUCUGGUGGAAACGUGAAAUCAAAUACAAUUGCGUCGCACGAUGCGGACAAAAGUGAACGCAUGGCCCAAACUGUCAUGGAAGCACUGAGACAGAGCUGUGCUGAUGUUGACAACAACGUGGACGAGGCCUUGUUUGAUGAGAUUUGUCGCAAAGUCCAACAUUACGUUUCUGACCAGGGAGGUAGUGCCCACAAAUGCGGUCAGUUGCUGUCUAGGAAGGCAGAGCUCUGCAACUUCGUUUGGGUGAGUUGUGACGUUGCUCAUCAAGUGAGGAUUGCAAGUAAAGAUCCUCUCCAUGCCAAUGACCAUUUCAAGCAACAAUGGGAUAGACUCUUCAAUGCCAAACACGCACUGAUCCCUGACAUUCAGAAUUCAGAAGUGUGGAAGUCAAGGUUGAUCUCAGCCCAAAAAGCUCUCCUCCGCGCUCAAGCGGUUCAUGCCGUCCAUGCGGUCCCUGCAGCCCCUGCGUGUUCUGAUGCUUCGGUCAUGCUUGAAGUGGAUAAGGUAAUGCACACAUUCUCUUUUGCGAAGCAGAGAUUUGAUUCUACGGCGGUCCCCAUGAUGAAGUAUUGCUGCAUGCUGAGGGCCACUGCCGCUGUCUGCGCGAUGCAAGCGGCAGAUGAAAGAGGCUCCAAAGAAGUCCGCGCAAGGGCCCAAGCAGCAUUGCAAGACAUGACGCCCAAAAACAUGUUUCGAUGUGGGUUAACCUGUGAUUAUUCUACAGAGUGCCUCGCUUUUCUCCGGGAGAAUUUCGAUGUAGAUGAUCCAGACCCCGCUCAGACUUCUGGAAUAGUAGAUGCCUUUUGCCAAAGGAUGCGGCUCUUGUUUGUUGAGGGCUACGUGCUGGGAGAUGCCAAGCAAGUUCCACUGGCUUCUGACGGUCAAAAUGGCCGCUCAAUGACGCAAACGGUUUUUGAGCAGAUAGAGACACCAGAGCCGAUAUUUUAUGGUUCCAAAGUACAUUACCUCUGCACUCGGGCCUCCAUUCAAGAUAUCCGCAACAUCAUGGGCGAAAUGAGGGAGAUUGUUGCUGACAUGCUUGAGAGGGUGCAGGUAGACCUGACUGGUGAUGAGCUUAUUCACAAACUGAUGGCUUUUAUCCUGAAACUCAACCAGCGGUUGGUCAGAGAGUUUGCGGAUUGUGCCAAGAUGCUCUGCAAACUUCAGCAAGCAGCCAACAUGAACUCAUGA
Molecule: messenger RNA, 1629 nt
Organism: Cladocopium goreaui
Lineage: Eukaryota; Dinophyceae; Suessiales; Symbiodiniaceae
Source: the annotation of a GenBank genome assembly